CCCAAUCCAUCGGUUCCACCAAACCCUAACGAUAAAUUUUGCACGAAUUUAAAUUUCAAAUAAUUUGAAGGCAAGGGGAUCACAAUACAGUACAAUACAAUACACUACAGCACCCCGACUCCUACUCUUUAUGUAUUGUAUGCGUAUAUACUCUCUACUCCAUUAACCCUCUCGCUCAUUUUCUUCACCGAAAAAGAAAGAUUCAAUUUUGGCGGCCAUUCGUGUUCAAAGCCUUUUUUUUUUUUNUCUCCCCUUUAUUUCAUUUCGUAAAUCAAUACCGUUUGAGUGAGAAAGAUCCGAUUUUCUUAUCCCUCUUUUUCCAUCUCAAGGAUCGCGGAUUGAAAUCUCAUCAAGUUACGUUUUGGUUUUCAAGAAAUUGGCCCCUUUUUAAGUUCAUUGCAUGAGAUUCGCAACCCUUACAAAUUGUUCGUUUUAGAAAAUUAUGCUGUCUGGAGUGAUGGAGCCGAGCGAGGCGGCGGCUGGAACAGUGGCGGCGCCGGUGGUGAGGCAGCUGGAUUUCACCGUCAAUCUCAAGUCCGCGGUAAAUUCUAAUUUGAUACUGCCGGACCACCCUCAGGCUCAGUUACAAUCAAAAUUGCUCGCUUUGGCUCAAUCGAGGCAGAUUGCUGCACCCGCAAAGUCCCAAUCUCCUCCUAGAAUGGCGGCUCAGACGAAAUUGCCCCCGAGGAAAAUGGUAAUGCCGCCCAAAUCUCCCCAGCGGGAACUUCCUCAGGUCUCGGGGACUGUCAAGUUACCAUCCGCAGCUCCACGUUUGGCUCACCCCUCGAAAAAAACUGCAGUCUCUAAGCCUCCGUUGCAGCCAUUUCUGAAGUUGGAGUCCCCAAAAUCACGAGAAAAGGGUAAUCUUGAACCGACCGACGGUACUCCAAAAAAGCAGAAACAAUGCAAUUGUAAGAAUUCUAGAUGCUUGAAGUUGUACUGUGAGUGCUUUGCCUCUGGGGUUUAUUGUGAUGGAUGCAACUGCAUUAAAUGUCACAAUACAAUAGAACAUGAGGCUGAUAGAAAGGCAUCAAUUGAAACUGUUUUGGAGAGGAACCCUAAUGCAUUCAGACCAAAGAUAGCUAACAGUCCACAUGGAGUUGCUGAUGCCGGUGUAGAGCACAAUAAGGGGUGUCAUUGUAAGAAAUCUGGGUGUCUCAAGAGGUACUGUGAGUGCUUCCAGGCCAAUAUUCUAUGCUCGGAUAAAUGUAAAUGCAUGGACUGCAAAAACUAUGAAGGGAGUGAGGAGAGGAAAGCUCAUUUUCAUCAGUAUCCCACAAAUUCGAUUGCACUAAUGCAACAGGCGGCCAAUGCUGCCAUUAAUGGAGCUAUUGGAACUCCAAACAGGAAGGGUAAAACUCAACAAAUUGCUUUUGGGUUGGCCAAUAAUAAAAAAUUGAGUAGCUGGCCUUCACAAUAUCAUCAGCAUCUUUUGCAUGAUGAAUCUUAUUUCCCUUGUAAUCAGGAACUUUGCUUGACAGCUGAUGCCUCUAAAUCCUCAUUAUCUCAUCACCCGUCCAAACCAACAUUUGCGCUUUCUAAACCCUCCUACAGGUCUCCUUUGGAUGGGAUCCUCCAAUUACAGCAUGUGAAGGACUUCUGCACACUGUUGGUCGAACUUUCAGCCGAAGCAGCUCAGAAUUUUUCAAAAGAAAACCAAACCAGUAGCUCCUCAGAUAUGACUGAGCCUGAACCUGCACAAGUAUCUUCAUCCCAUGAUAGCAAAGAUCACCAAAACCAAGAAAAUGGUGAAUCAAAUGGAUUUGAUAUUCACAAGGAAAGACCAUGGUCCCCAGCAACACUUGCUUUAAUGUGUGAUGAACAAGACACGGCAUUUAUGGCAGAAAAAGCUCCAUCUUCAAUUAUUGAGCCCAGUCCAAGCAUGAACAUGAAGUCAGCCUCCACAAAUGGCCUUGACCAGUUAUAUGUUGAACAAGAAAGGCUUGUGCUAUCCAGAUUUCGUGGUUUUCUUAACAGAAUCAUCACCUGUGGCUCAAUUGAAGAAGCAAAAAUAGAUCAUGAGACCAUCUAAGACUUGUGGAGCAAAGUACCUCCAGAUGAUUGAUAAGUGCGGUCAAAUGUAGUGUACAAUUUUGUUGAAGCUGUUUGGAAAUGUGAAGUAUAGUAUUACUAUGUGUCCAGGAAUCAGACAAUUGCAUUCCCGCUGACGACCAUAUCUUGUUUAUUUGAUUGAUCCAAAUCGACACUCUUUUAUUUAAUUAUUGGAAGAUCUUUUUNUGUUAAAAAAAAAUCAUCCAUAAAUGAGAAUUCCAAAAUCAGCUACAUAUAAUUAUU
Molecule: messenger RNA, 2295 nt
Organism: Striga asiatica
Lineage: Eukaryota; Viridiplantae; Streptophyta; Magnoliopsida; Lamiales; Orobanchaceae
Source: the annotation of a GenBank genome assembly